Messenger RNA from Carassius auratus (goldfish), 1933 nucleotides. RefSeq names its product transcriptional adapter 2-alpha-like. The transcript has 15 exons. The record is from RefSeq and is a predicted model, not a curated record. Gene Ontology annotation, cellular component: SAGA-type complex; nucleus. Gene Ontology annotation, biological process: regulation of transcription by RNA polymerase II; chromatin remodeling. NCBI's taxonomy places the organism in Eukaryota, Metazoa, Chordata, Actinopteri, Cypriniformes, Cyprinidae. Bases 227 to 1564 code for a protein of 445 amino acids. Gene Ontology annotation, molecular function: zinc ion binding; protein binding; chromatin binding.
AUGUCACUUCUCUUCUUCGUGGAUGUUCAUUGAACUACACGGAUCGACACAGAUCCACUGACGUGUUUACGUUCUCAUUUAUGUGCUAAAAUUACAUUUGCUCCUUUUAACAAUGAGGCUUAAUUCGAGUAAGCGUUGAGUUUCAUUCAUCAAAAAACUGUACAGCGUUCAAAACAGUUAAGAGGAAGGUUUUUUUUUUUCCUUCUCGGGCACCCUCAUCUGCAGCAUGGAUCGCCUCGCGUCUUUUGGAAAUGAUCCUUUCGAUAAGCCUCCCUGUCGAGGAUGUUCCUCGUUUCUAGUGGAGCCUUACAUUAAAUGUGCUGAAUGUGGACCGUCACCUUUCCUCUUGUGUCUGCAGUGCUUUACUAGAGGAUACGAGUAUAAAAAGCACCAGAGUGACCACAAGUAUGAAAUCAUGACGUCUGAUUUCCCCGUGUUAGAGCCUGGCUGGACUGCGCAGGAGGAGAUGGCUCUGUUAGAGGCCGUCAUGGACUGUGGUUUUGGGAACUGGCAGGACGUGGCUUACCAGAUGCGCACCAAAACCAAAGAGGAGUGUGAAGGACACUACAUGAAGAACUUCAUCAACAAUCCUCUGUUCUCCUCCGCUCUGCUCAAUCUCAGACAGAUGCAAGAUCAUCUGUCCCGGACAGCAGACACGGCCAUUCCCUUUAAGCCCACUGAUGAUCCUCCCAGGCCUUCUUUCGACUCUCAGGUGUCCAGAGAUAUGGCUGGAUACAUGCCGGCUCGAGCUGACUUCAUGGAGGAGUUUGAUAACUAUGCAGAAUGGGAUUUGAAAGAUAUCGACUUUGUUGAUGAUGACUCUGAUAUUCUUCACGCACUGAAGGUUGCAGUAGUUGACAUAUAUCACUCCAGACUUAAAGAGAGACAAAGGAGAAAAAAGAUCAUUCGAGACCACGGCCUCAUCAACCUACGCAAGUUUCAGAUUUUAGAGAGGCGGUAUCCCAAGGAAGUGCAGGACCUUUAUGAUGUCAUGAGGCGCUUUGCACGUGUGGCGGGACCCAUAGAGCACGACAAGUUCAUCGAGAGUCACACCUUGGAGUUUGAGCUGAAGAGGGAGAUCCGUAGACUGCAGGAGUACAGGAGAGAGGGAAUACAGUCCUUCUGUGGUGCUAAAGUGUACGAGAGAGUCAAACGCAUGCGAGAGGACGAGCGCAGGAAGAGGAACAUGCUGUGUGACAUCCUGCAGUACAUUCAUGAUGCUCGUGCGUGCCAGAAGUGGCUCCAAAACCAGGCUGCCAUUGAUGCUGGAAUCACCCCUGUGGUCACUACUAUCACUACCUCAGGCAGAAAAAGCGCACCUCCUCUCAACCUAACAGGACUUCCUGGCACAGACAAACUCAAUGAGAGAGAAAAAGAGCUAUGUCAGGUGGUUCGUCUGGUGCCUGGGGCGUAUCUGGAGUACAAACAGGCCCUGAUGAACGAGUGCCGGCGGCAGGGGGGUCUACGGCUGGCCCAGGCCCGAUCGCUCAUCAAGAUAGAUGUCAACAAGACACGCAAAAUCUAUGAUUUUCUUAUCAAAGAGGGCUACAUCAAUAAGGCUUAGUGGUGAUUGAACUGCUGCAAGGACAUCUGAUAGAUGAAGAAUCAUAUUCGUUGUGGAUCAUUCAUGUUGAGAGAGAGCAAUGAGAGAUGACAGAUUUGAAGUGCACCGGUUCGAUGUGUUUUUUCCUUACUGAUCUGCACCUGUUUGUUUUUGAGUGCUUCUUUAAAGCUGUGUUUAGGUCUAAAUAAGCUGAGAGUUGAGUCUAAAGACUGCUGCUGUUUGCACCCAGGAGAAUCUGAUUACAUGUCACUGUAAUAUCAAGAAAUCAUUGUUCACUGGCCCUUAAAACUGUCAAUUAAUUUUAGAAUUCUAGACCAGGUCUGUAAAGAACGUUUGAAUCACAAAAUCAAUAUAGAAAUAAGAAAUGUA